Messenger RNA from Funneliformis caledonium, 843 nucleotides. The record is from the annotation of a GenBank genome assembly. Lineage: Eukaryota; Fungi; Glomeromycota; Glomeromycetes; Glomerales; Glomeraceae.
GUCGAACAAAAGAAGCAAAUGAUAAAAAAAAGAAAAGCGUCAGCACCCAAGACAGCUAAACUGCGUGCUAAUCAAAAAACUAUUCAAAAAACCAAUACAAAAAUUCCUGAUGAUCAUGUUAAUAUUGAUUGUACAAGUCAUUUAUUAUUUAAGCCAAUUAACAAAGGUCAUAAACGAGGUCACAGACAAUUUGGUCUUGAUCUUAGGUCAUCGCCUAGACAAUUUAAUACUAGACGACCCUUUAAAGAUUAUUAUAAUCUGAAUACUAAAAAGAAUAAUCAUAUGGAAUUAUAUUCAGCCAAUAGUAAUGAUCAAAUUCGUUCUUAUGGGGUUUCCAAUCAAGUAUUACAUAUAAACCAAAGUCAUCACCUUUCAUUCGGCUCUACCCCUACAACAAUACUGAUAUCGCUAACUGAAUCUCAACCUGUAUCUAACAGAGAGGUCACUAGUGAACAUGUUUCUGAUAUGUGUAAAGAGAUGAAAGUUAUGUUUAUACAAAGUCAAAAUCCUGGUUCAGCUGCAGUUGCAGCUGUUUUAUCUUUAAAUAGCAUUUCAAGUACCAAUGAAAUACCAAGUGAAGAUGAUAUAACAUCAUUUGUAAAUGAUGCUUUUCUUAAAGAUAUUUUCUUUACUCAAUUAGCCAUUAUCAAAGAAGAUGAAUUAUUCAAUAAUGUAACUAUCAUCAAUACUUUAAAGACACUUUUAAAGAAGGCAUUUAUGUUACAUUUGACACUUGAAGUUUCACAUUUAACCAACCAUAAUGUGAAUAACCAUCAUAUAUUACAACAAGUAAAGGAAUUAGAUCAUUUAACUAGUGAUUUGACUAUUCCAAAUUUAACCUAA